Messenger RNA from Nymphalis io (European peacock), 1760 nucleotides. Its product is annotated as popeye domain-containing protein 3-like. The transcript has 8 exons. NCBI's taxonomy places the organism in Eukaryota, Metazoa, Arthropoda, Insecta, Lepidoptera, Nymphalidae. The record is from RefSeq and is a predicted model, not a curated record. Gene Ontology annotation, molecular function: cAMP binding. The coding region runs from base 148 to 1362 and encodes 404 amino acids. Gene Ontology annotation, cellular component: sarcolemma.
CGGCAUUAAGUUCCGUGUAAAAUAUCGAUUUUGGCGCCAAUCAAGUGAACCAAAUAAGUAUUAAUUAAAAAUUAGUUAAAUUGAAGUGUGCAUUUCGGUAGAAAAUGUAUAAAUUAUUCAGAUAAAAAUAAUAUAUACUUCUUUAAAAUGCCUCAUGGCAGCUUAUCGGCGGCAAAAAGUGAAUAUUUGGAAAUUGGCGAAUACAAUUUUUCGUGGCCAGGAGAAAAUGGAACAUUUCACGACUUUGGUUCUAUAAAUUAUACAAUGCCGUCAGGACCGUGGUAUUGGCCUUGGUGUCCCUUAUGGAGAGUGCCUCAGCAUCCACUGUUUCAGUUAUCGAACAUGCUGUUUGUGGCUGCUUAUUGCGCCCCGAGCACCAAAAAAGGCCAACUUUGGAUGCAUACUAUCUUGAUUUUUGGCUUCAUGCUAUACUCUGUAUGGGCCUGGCAUGUUAUAUGCUCCCCGGACGCCUUCUCCUGGAACUUCGGCUUCGUUUUCUUAAACCUAGCUCAAGUCGUUUACUUAGUAUACGAAAUGAGACCUGUCAAAUUUGAUCCAGAACUAGAAGAAGUUUACCACACUCUUUUCGAACCUUUUAAGGUAUCGAGACUGCAGUUCAAACGCAUGGUAUCCCCCGACUUCGCUCACGUGAUGUCUUUGCAUGCGGGCGAGGCAUACGCUAUGCAAAAUUUAACCAAAACAGAUCGACUUGGACUCCUGCUGUCUGGCAAGGUUAAUGUUAUGAGUGGACAUCAAUUUCUUCAUCCGAUAUUGCCGUGUGAGUUUCUCGAUUCACCAGAAUUCGAAUCGAGUAGAGCUACGAUUGACGAAAAAUUUAAGGUUUCAAUAGUGGCGGCAUCAUCGUGCCGCUACGUAUAUUGGCAACGUAGCUCCUUGGAAUACUUAUUCGUAAAGGAGCCGUAUCUCGCUUGCGUAGUCACGACAUUGAUCGCACGAGAUAUCACAACUAAACUGUAUGCUAUGAACAAUAAGAUCGUAACGGAAAGGGGAUCGCACUUAGACAUACGACUGCCCAGUAUAUCGCAUGCAUUGGCACGAAGUCCGAGAAAACUGCGGUCAGCGAACAAACCGCCGCCGCCUACUACAGUGCAGCCGGUACCGCCGGAGAAGAGACCGAGUUAUUGGUCUAGAGAUACGGAGAACACGGUGGCGAAUCUCGCGAAACGUAACGGCGUGACUGCAACUUAUCCCGAAGCGGACGAGGAACUGAUCCCGCUUGCGGCUCACGAGGCUCCCGCGGGCUCGUCAGACGACCUCUCAAUCGCCGACAGCUGUCCGGACACCUCCUCCAAGUACCACAGCUGCGAGGCUGUUGAGACUGAUGACGAUCUCAGACACUGAAAUUACGACAUACUAACGUCUAGUCUUUUCACAGUAAAAGAUCGUUAGACGUCAGCAAAACUAUUCUUUGAGAAACUGACACUCGAUCCGCGAGGAGUAGGGCUACUCUGUAAGAACAAACUCGAGACCCACCAUAGAAAUCGGUCAUGAACACAAUUUCAAGAGUACACGCAUCAAAAUAUUUUAUCACUCGGUUGUCAACAUUUCAUUGGUAAGUAAUGAAGUGAGUUCUUACAGAAGAAGCUCAUCUUAAAAUGUUGAAAAUCGACUAUCGCAUAUACCUAUUACAUUACUAUUUACAUAUGAUUAUCGAGUUUUCGAAUUUGUGCUGUUAGAAGAACUAUAUUAGUGGCUUGUAAUACAAAAGACUGAAGUUAAUAAUACAAAUUUAUUUAAAU